GCCGACCGCCGCGAAAAGGAGCGCUACUUCUUCACGAGGCUGAAGAAAACCGGAAAGAGAUUCUCGCGCAACGUGGGGAAAGGGGGGACUUGGUCCAACAAAGGCCAGGCCACCCCAAUUUUCGGCGACGACAAAGGCGUGAUCUUAGGCUACAGGAGAACUUUCAGGUACCGGCCGGCCAAGACUAACUCCUGCGAAGACGACGACUAUGUGUGGCUGAUGACGGAGUACGUUCUUCCCGACACCGCCUUGAAGUCAAACGCCAUUAAAGAAGAUUCCAAGAAUUAUGCUCUGUGUGUUCUCAAGCGAAAAUGGCAGGGGAAGGGCUCGACCAAUUGUUCGUGUUCUUCGUGUGUUGUUGUGUCGAUUCCUCCUGCCGAUUGUGUGGUUUUUGGAGAGUCGGGUUCGAAGGAGACGGUGGAUUGGGCCCACGAGCUGGAUCUUCUAUUGAGCAGUAGUAGUAGUUGUUUGCCGCCUUCGGUUGAUGGUGCGGUUUUCGGAGAAUCUGGCACUCACGAAGAGGAUUGGGUUCGUGAGUUGGAGGGGAGUAUUAUGAAUAAUCACGAUGAAGUUGAGAGUGUUGCUGCUAAUUGUUUGCCGCCUUUGGUCAAUGAUGUGGUUUUCGAAGAAUCGGGUACUCAAGAGGCGAACGACGAGGAUUGGGUUGGUGAGUUGGAGAAGAGUAUUAUGGAUAAUCAUGAUGACGUGAUUUUCGGAGAGUCGGGCACUCAAGAGACUGGUGACGAGGAUUGGGUUCGUGAGCUGGAGGAGAGUAUGGAUCACGAUGAUGGUGAGUGCCUCGAGAAGCCUAUUGAUGACGAGGAUUGGAUUCGCGAGCUCGAGGAGAGUAUGGAUCACGAAGGAGAGCCUAUUAAUGACGAGAGUCGAUUUACGAACGAGUCGAAUCCUGUGGACGAAAGUUUCGAAAAGGAGCUGAUGGAUUUCUUCGACUUUGAGCUGCCAGCCGACGAGCCCUCUCUGUGGGACAAUCUACCUGACGAUGGCCGAUUUUUCUGGAAGGAAGACUACUCCACCAUUGAUAUAAUGUCUGCUCUAUCUGCAACAGGUGUGGGAUUUUCAUGGCCCUCAACAAAACCAACACAACCCACAAAUGAAAGCAAAAAACACAUAUGGAUAUCAUCAAAAACAUCCUCUCAAAUUCCCAAUAAGAAACCUGCAACAUCCCUGAAAACCCUCAAAUCCCGUAAAAAACAAAAUUUCAGAACAAGAACCCUUUUUUUCUCCCAAGUUCCAAUUUUUCUUCACACCCUUCAUCUCUCAUCCUCAGCUGCAACUUUAUCUAGUGACCCUUUUGAUAAGAUCAUCAAGAUUUCAAAAAAUCCAUGGCUUACGUACAGGCUUGCGCUUGCUGAUUUGGAUCCUGCAACAGCCAAGCUGGCAAUUGGGUUUUUGGGGCCCUUUUUGUCAGCAUUUGGGUUUUUGUUCAUUGUGAGGAUAGUGAUGUCUUGGUACCCAAAACUGCCGGUUGAGAAGUUCCCAUAUGUAAUAGCUUAUGCGCCCACAGAGCCUCUGCUUGUUCAGACAAGGAAGCUUAUACCGCCAUUGGGUGGAGUUGAUGUUACACCUGUUGUCUGGUUUGGUCUGCUGAGCUUUCUCAAUGAGAUUUUGGUGGGCCCACAGGGGCUUCUUGUUCUUUUGUCUCAGCAGGUUUAG
This is a messenger RNA of Striga asiatica, 1674 nucleotides long. NCBI's taxonomy places the organism in Eukaryota, Viridiplantae, Streptophyta, Magnoliopsida, Lamiales, Orobanchaceae. The record is from the annotation of a GenBank genome assembly.